Molecule: messenger RNA, 2284 nt
Organism: Colossoma macropomum (tambaqui)
Lineage: Eukaryota; Metazoa; Chordata; Actinopteri; Characiformes; Serrasalmidae
Biological process (GO): regulation of glycogen biosynthetic process
Cellular component (GO): protein phosphatase type 1 complex
Molecular function (GO): protein phosphatase 1 binding; glycogen binding
Source: RefSeq, a predicted model, not a curated record
CUCAUGUAGAUGUUUGGUGUGGUUUAUAAAGCAUUCAGACAGUGAGCGUGUCGGUAGCCGAUGCUUUUGUCUUGUUUUUGAUUCUCAAGGUAUUUUCUACUCCAUUUCAGAUGGUCUUGUUGAAAUAGAUUUCUGAACAACACCAAAGGCAUGCACUUUUGAAUCAGAGGACGCGGUGUUUAUUGACCAAAAAUGACUGCUGCCAAAGUGAUGCCUGUGGACCUAACCAUGCAUAUGGGGCUGAGCCGGCGGGCUGCUGUACGCCAACGUUCAGACAUCUCGCUUAGAUAUCAACACACAAUCCCAAGGUCCAGCACACCUACAGACAACUCCCAUCCAUCUGGAGCUGCUUCACCACCCCAGCUUUCUCUAACUCCUGUCAUUCCAAUGAACUCUGCUAGCAGUGGUGGGACACUGAAAAAGAAAAAGCGUGUUGUAUUUGCAGACGCUAAGGGACUGGCUCUUACAGCCGUGAGGCUUUUCACUGUGGAUCCGCCAGAGCCUGAACCUGAUACCAUCCCUCAAUCAGAAAAGCCGAAAGACCAGCCCCCUGUCCAGGGCAGGAUUCUGCGGCUACGGCUUGGGUUCCCUCAACCUUCUGCUGAUCUACAGUCAUUUCUUGGAGGCUUGGCAGGUUCUCUGGUGCAGCUGGAAAGCUGCAGUCUGAUGGGUGGUUUGCUGAGUGGAAUGGUGCGGGUCUGCAACAUUAGCCUAGAGAAGGCCGUACACAUUCGCAUCACGUUUGACUCCUGGAGAACCCACAAGGACAUCCCUUGCACCCACGUAAAACAGCAGCCUGGCUCAGAGACUGACCUUUUUUCUUUCAGUGUGUCUUUUCCUUCUGACCUGAACCUUCAGGAUCGUGUGGAGUUCUGUGUGUCGUUCCGUCCCGGAAGUGGCAGCACACUUCUGUGGGACAACAAUAGUGGACAGAACUAUAGAAUCUUUGUUGACGUUGUGGACCCUGAGGAUGUCCCUUUGGCUUGGAGCAGACCCUUCAUGACACAAAGCCCUAAGAGGCCCAAAGCUUGGCCCAAAAGACAAAGUCAAAUUGUCCAUUACCCAGCAUGCUUCAAGCCACGUUCUCCAAAUAAUAUGACCCUUCCGCCCAUGUGUAGGCAAGAGAACAUCAUGCCAUUGUGUUGAAGUAGGAGGCUAGGUCACCCCAAAAUUCUAACAUGGCUAACAAUGAAGGGAAACCAAUGAGAGCCAAUUAGCAUGACACCAUUAGAGUAAUGCAAGCUGGCCUCUUCUAAUCUUCAUUAUUAGCAAUGUUAUUAUUUUUACAUGAAGUAUUCCUUUAGAGAGAGUGAACUGGGCCAAAAGUCUCUCUUUAGAGCAAUGCCAUAGAAGAACCACUUUCGGGUCCCUACAGAACCUUUCAAUUGAUGGUUCUUUAAAGAAACAUUUUUGUUAAAUUUGAGUGUGAAGAAUGUUUUGAGGGGUUAAAUGCUUGCAAAAUGGUUGCAAGUACUGCCACCCCAGUCAAGAACUAUUUUACUAGUUCAGCCCAUGCCUUGGUCAUAGGUAGGUAGAAACGCAAGGUAGAAAUGGAAAUUUAUAGGAUAUUAGAUCGGAAGGACAAAGAACUUUAGGCACAGUCCUCCUCCUAAACUUUAGUUAUUCCAAAACUUCAUUUAAGUCCCUGUUUUGUUUUGUUUUGUUUUGUUUUGUCUGUACUACAGUAUGCCUGAUUGAAUUAGUAGUGGAUUUGAGGUUUCUUAGGAGUAGGGGCCCCAACCUCUGUUCCCAGGGGGCUGGUGUCCAGCAGAGUUUGGUGUUCAAGCAAACUACCAAACCUUGUAAUUAUCUGAUGAGUUUGAGCUGGAUUACAGCCCUCUAGGACCAAAGUUUAAGACCCUUGACCUAAUACAGUGGUUCAAAUCAGUCCUCAGGGACCCCAACACAUGGAGAUAAAGCCAAAAAUGUGGACCGUCCAGGGGCCCCUGGGGACUAGUCUGCAAAUCAGUGCCCUAGAGCAUGUAUUUCAAUUCCAGUGCAGUCAACUAUUUGUGAUUCCAUUUGCUAAUAAAACAUCAGCAUCUACAGCAGCCAGGUCAGCAAAUUUCCUGUUAUGAGAUUAUUCAGGUUCAACUGGGACCUAUCGGAGACCCGUCUUACUUUUAAUGAAUGUUGCUACAAAUGUGAAAAUGUACAAUAUGUAAAACUAUAUAAUAUGUGAAAUUUGUAAAAUAUGUAAUAUUGUAAAAAUGCCUUAUUUAUUUGUGCCUACACGAUGAUGUGAAAUGAUUCCAAUGUCAAAUAAACAAGCAUUCAAGCAUGA